CUUUGGCAUUUGGCGUACCGGCAAUGAUGCAUGUAUUAAACAAGGAAAAUGGUAAAUCCUCAAAAGUGAGGAAUCCGCUUUGUCUUGUGCUUUCCCCUACAAGAGAGUUGGCUGAACAAAUAUUUAAUGUUCUGUGUAGUGCCGGCCAAGCAUGUGAUGUCAAAUCCGUUUGUUUGUAUGGGGGAACAUCUAAAGGACCUCAGAUUUCUUCUUUGAAGUCUGGUGUUGAUUUAGUCAUUGGGACACCUGGUCGUCUGAAGGAUUUGAUGAAUAUGGAGGUGUGUCAGCUUAAUGAAGUAUCUUUUGUGGUCCUAGAUGAAGCUGAUCGAAUGCUUGACAUGGGAUUUGAAGAGGAUGUUCGCUUUAUAUUGGGAAGGACAUGUUCUGCUCGUCAGAUGGUAAUGUUCAGUGCUACAUGGCCUGCAGCAGUUCACCGGUUAGCCCAAGAGUACAUGAACCCUAAUCCUGUUAAGGUUGUGAUUGGCUCAGAAGAUUUAGCUGCCAACCAUGAUGUUAUGCAGAUAGUUGAGGUUUUGGAUGACCGUGCACGAUAUGAGCGUUUGACUGCUUUGCUCAAGAAAUAUCAUAAAUCUCAGAGGAAUAGAGUGUUGGUGUUUGUCUUGUACCAGGCAGAAGCUGAUCGUAUUGAAAGUAUGCUCAAGAGAAGUGGCUGGAAUGUUGUUUCUAUACAUGGUCGCAAAGCUCAAAAUGAUCACACCAAGGCUCUAUCAUUAUUCAAGAAAGGAAGCUGUCCUUUGGUGGUAGCUACGGAUGUGGCUGCUAGAGGCUUGGAUAUUCCGGAUGUUGAAGUAGUGAUCAAUUAUAGUUUUCCUCUAACUACAGAGGACUACGUACACCGGAUAGGAAGGACUGGGAGAGCUGGUAGGAAGGGUGUUGCUCACACAUUCUUCACACAGCAGAAUAAGGGACUUGCUGGAGAACUGGUAAAUGUUCUCAAAGAAGCUGGGCAGGUUGUUCCACCUGCACUGUUGAAAUUUGGAACUCAUGUCAAGAAGAAGGAGUCCAAGAUAUAUGGGGCUCACUUCAAGGAAAUUGCUGCCGAUGCUCCAAAGGCUAAAAAGAUAACAGUUGAUGACUCAGAUGAUGAUAACUGAUGCCGGUGCUUUGCAGUAAAAUAUGGAGAAUUGAUUAUGA
This is a messenger RNA of Hibiscus syriacus, 1155 nucleotides long. Its product is annotated as DEAD-box ATP-dependent RNA helicase 5-like. The record is from RefSeq and is a predicted model, not a curated record. Lineage: Eukaryota; Viridiplantae; Streptophyta; Magnoliopsida; Malvales; Malvaceae. The coding region runs from base 24 to 1115 and encodes 363 amino acids. Gene Ontology annotation, biological process: rRNA processing. Gene Ontology annotation, cellular component: nucleolus. Gene Ontology annotation, molecular function: RNA binding; RNA helicase activity; ATP binding. The transcript is spliced from 12 exons.